Molecule: messenger RNA, 606 nt
Organism: Lolium perenne
Lineage: Eukaryota; Viridiplantae; Streptophyta; Magnoliopsida; Poales; Poaceae
Source: RefSeq, a predicted model, not a curated record
AUGCGGCGCCCACGGGCGUCACCAUCGUCGGUCCUGGCCGGCCGCCAAGACAAAGCUUUCACCCAGCGAAGAGUCUCAAAGCCUCGCGCCUGCCAACAAGGACUGGCACAAACCACCACCUUCAUCCGCCGCAAAGCGACCCUCGGAGAGCCACCGCACGCACCCCGCAUCCUCAAACGCUCGUCAUCUUGCAGCAACCUCAAGGCCAACCACAAGCCGCCGCCGCGCAGCCCUCCCGGCACCAAUAGCCAGAAGCCACCGGAGCACCGCCGAAGAGCAUCGUGGGCGCCGCCGGAAGGCCACAUAGAGGGGGCGCCGACCAACACCGACACGGGGCUCAAGGACGAACGCCGAAGCCCGGCCGUCGCGACGCCCAUGCGGCCACCGCGGCCACCGUACUGUCGAGGAAACUGGGGCCGCCGCCCCGGAGAGCACCUCACCCUGCUCCUCCUCCCAGGGACUCCCCCGCGCCCGCCCUGGCCUCCACACGCCGGCGACGGCGUGCCUCCAUCGCGCCACGCCUCGAGCCACCCCGCCCCCGAGCAGGGCCAGCUCGGCCCGGAUCCGGACCGGCCGCGCGCCAGCCCGCCCGCCACGAGCCUCUAG